Molecule: messenger RNA, 900 nt
Organism: Malassezia japonica
Lineage: Eukaryota; Fungi; Basidiomycota; Malasseziomycetes; Malasseziales; Malasseziaceae
Exons: 2
Coding region: 1-900 (299 amino acids)
Biological process (GO): translational initiation
Cellular component (GO): eukaryotic translation initiation factor 2 complex; eukaryotic 48S preinitiation complex
Molecular function (GO): ribosome binding; translation initiation factor activity; RNA binding
Source: RefSeq, a predicted model, not a curated record
AUGCGAUUCUACGAGAAACCGCUCCCCGACACGGAGGAGAUUGUGAUGUGCCAAGUCCGGCAGAUUGCCGAGAUGGGUGCAUACGUCAAGCUCCUCGAGUACGACAACGCCGAGGGCAUGAUUCUCUUGUCCGAGCUGUCGCGACGACGCAUCCGCAGUAUCCAGAAGCUGAUCCGUGUGGGCCGCAACGAGGUGGUCGUUGUGCUCCGUGUGGACAAGGAAAAGGGCUACAUUGACCUGUCUAAGCGCCGUGUCUCGCCCGAGGACGUGAUCAAGUGCGAGGAGCGCUACUCCAAGUCGCGUGCCGUGAACAGCAUUGUGGCGCACGUUUCCGGCAAGCUCGGCCGCCCGAUUGAGGAGCUGUACGAGACUGUGGUCUGGCCGCUCGACCGUACGUACGGCCACUCGUACGAUGCAUUCAAGCUGUCCGUUACCGAAGCUGCCAAGGUCUUUGACGGCCUGCAGAUCGACGAGGACGUGCGCCGCGAGCUCGAGGCGAACAUCGCGCGCCGCCUGACGCCUCAGCCCGUCAAGAUCCGUGCGGACGUCGAGGUGUCCUGCUUUGGCUACGAGGGCAUUGACGCGGUGAAGGAGGCGCUGCGCGCUGGCGAGGCGCUCUCCACCGAAACGAUCCCCAUCAAGAUCAAGCUGGUCGCUCCUCCGCUCUAUGUUCUUGUUACCCACUCUACGGACAAGCAGGGCGGCAUUGCGCUCCUGGAGCAGGCGCUCGAAAAGAUCACCGAGUCGAUCGAGAAGAGCGACGGCAAGGUUUCGAUCAAGAUGAAGCCCAAGACGGUGUCCGCCGUCGAGGACGAGGAACUCGCACAGCUCAUGGCCCGUGUCGAAAAGGAGAACACCGAGGUGCAGGGCGACGACGACUCCGAGGAGGAGGAGGACUAA